UCCCAAGCAGCAGAAACCAGCAGAAACCAGACACCAGCGAGCAGGAAAGUGGCAAAAAUGCUUUUUUUUAGUUGAUAAUUAGUCUAUAUUUAAUUAAUCAUGAUGGAUUAUGAAUUUAAAAUGAAAACCCAAAAAGAUCGAACGAAAGUUGAAGAUUUAUUUGAAUUUGAAGGAUGUAAAGUGGGCCGAGGUACUUAUGGACACGUCUACAAAGCUCGCAGAAAAGAAGGAGUUCCAGACAGUGAACUGAAGUCUCGACCAGACACUAAAGAUUUCGGAUUAAAGCAAAUUGAAGGCACGGGGCUUUCUAUGUCUGCUUGUCGCGAGAUUGCAUUACUCAGGGAAUUAAAACAUAUUAAUGUGAUAACUCUGAUACGCGUAUUUCUCUCACAUACAGACAGAAAGGUCUGGUUACUUUUUGACUUUGCCGAGCACGAUUUAUGGCAUAUUAUCAAAUUUCAUAGGGCGGCAAAGGCUAACAAAAAAACUGUUUUGGUGCCUAAAGGAAUGGUGAAAUCUUUAUUGUAUCAAAUUUUAGAUGGUAUUCAUUAUUUGCAUUCCAAUUGGGUUCUUCACAGGGACUUGAAACCGGCGAAUAUUUUAGUAAUGGGAGAAGGAAAUGAAAGGGGACGUGUAAAAAUUGCGGAUAUGGGUUUCGCGAGAUUAUUUAAUGCGCCCUUAAAGCCACUUGCCGAUUUGGAUCCUGUUGUUGUGACUUUUUGGUAUAGAGCUCCUGAAUUACUUUUGGGUGCGAGGCAUUACACAAAAGCAAUUGAUAUUUGGGCGAUUGGAUGUAUAUUUGCGGAAUUAUUAACGUCGGAACCAAUAUUCCACUGUCGACAGGAAGAUAUUAAAACUAGUAAUCCAUAUCAUCAUGAUCAAUUGGAUAGGAUAUUUAAUGUAAUGGGAUUCCCCAUGGAAAAAGAUUGGGAAGAUAUUAAGAAAAUGCCUGAACAUCCGACUUUGCUUAAAGAUUUUAAACGAUCCAACUACGCAAAUUGUUCCCUAACGAAAUAUAUGGAUCGACAUAAAAUAAAACCAGACAGCAAAGCGUUUGCUUUGUUGCAAAGACUGUUGGCGAUGGAUCCCAAUAAAAGAAUCACAUCCGAACAGUCAAUGCAGGAUCCUUAUUUUUUGGAGGAACCUCUACCAACUCAAGAUAUUUUCGCGGGCUGUCCAAUUCCUUAUCCAAAGAGGGAAUUCCUGACGGACGACGAUACAGAGGAAAAGACUGAAAACAAAGCAAGGCAGAAUCAGCAACAAACGCAACAAAAUCAACAAGCCCAAGGAGGUAAUGGGGAACACAAUCACGGGCAAAACCCCAAAAGAGUGAGACUGAAUGGACCGCAUGGAGCGCCAGAAUUUCAUCAGCACCAAAGUCACACAAUGAAUCAUCAACAACCACAAGGAAUGGUUUAUUCGGCCACACAACCAUCACAACCAGCAAAUUUUCAUCAACGCUUUUAAAAUAGAUAUCUCCGAUAUCAUAUUGAUUUAUCUAAUAAAAAAAAACAGAAAUGACGUUUGUUUUUUGCGUGAAAAAAAGACGCGAAAGAAAAAAAAAGUCCGACAAGUAUUUCUCAGUGACCCAUUGACUUAUUGUGUAUGUAUGCAUGUCUGAAUUACGAAUAAUGUCAACUGUAUAUUAUCUUCGUCCGAGACUAGAAAUUUAUUUAUAUACAUAAAAAAAGAAACAA
Leptopilina boulardi is the source of this 1697-nucleotide messenger RNA. It is a transcript of the gene Cdk8, whose product is annotated as cyclin-dependent kinase 8. The transcript is spliced from 11 exons. Bases 100 to 1467 code for a protein of 455 amino acids. Gene Ontology annotation, molecular function: RNA polymerase II CTD heptapeptide repeat kinase activity; ATP binding; cyclin-dependent protein serine/threonine kinase activity. Gene Ontology annotation, biological process: protein phosphorylation. Lineage: Eukaryota; Metazoa; Arthropoda; Insecta; Hymenoptera; Figitidae. The record is from RefSeq and is a predicted model, not a curated record. Gene Ontology annotation, cellular component: mediator complex; nucleus.